Messenger RNA from Salpingoeca rosetta, 1371 nucleotides. RefSeq lists its product as uncharacterized. Bases 1 to 1371 code for a protein of 456 amino acids. The record is from RefSeq and is a predicted model, not a curated record. NCBI's taxonomy places the organism in Eukaryota, Choanoflagellata, Craspedida, Salpingoecidae. Gene Ontology annotation, molecular function: carnitine O-palmitoyltransferase activity. Gene Ontology annotation, cellular component: mitochondrion. Gene Ontology annotation, biological process: fatty acid beta-oxidation. The transcript is spliced from 16 exons.
AUGCGGGUGGUGCUCCAAGCAGCCGUCCUCAAGACGGCGCGUCGCGCUCUCACGAGUGACGGCUACCUCCACAAGACUGUGAUUCCGACGUUCAAGUUUCAGGACUCGUUGCCCAAGCUGAAGAUCCCAAAGCUGGAAGACUCGCUGCAGAAGUAUGUGGCCUCCGCCACCCCACUCGUCUCGCCUGAUGAGCUGCAGCAGACCAAGGCCGUUGUCGACGACUUUGCCAACACCGAGGGCAAGAUCCUGCAGGACCACAUCGUGGCCGAGGACAAGAAGCAUUACUCGAGCUACAUCUCAGCGCCCUGGUUUGACAUGUAUCUCCGCUUCCGUGAUCCCCUCCCCAUCAACAUGAACCCGCAGCUGACGAUGAAGGACGACCCUGAUCCGGCGAAGCACAAGCAGGCGCCACGCGCUGCCAGCCUCAUCUCCGCCUCUGUCGCCUUUUACCGCACCCUCCGCGACAGGCAGCUCAGCCCAGAUGUGUACCACACAAAGCCGCACCGGAGCGAGACGCCGUUUUUCCAGCAGCUGGUCAAGAUGGCGCCCAACGCGGCCGCAUGGUACAUCGGCUUUGGGUUCGGCGCGUUUGCACUUGACAUGAGCCAGUACGCCAACCUGUUCAGCUCCACGCGUGUGCCGCAGCCGACCAAGGACCAGCUCGUUGUCUUUGAUGAGCGCCAGAGCCGGCACAUCAUCAUCCAGUACGGCCACGACUUUUUCAAGUUGAAUGUUCUUCACCAGGACGGCACCGCCGUCCCAGAGGCAGAGAUUCGCGCUGCGCUUGAGGACAUCACGUCCAAGCCCGCAUCAACGGCCGCGCCCCCGCUCGGCGCCGCCACCACGAUGAACAGGGACAAGUGGGCUACCCUCAGGAACAAGGUGAUGGGUGCAUCGCCGCGCAAUCUGCAGCACAUGUCGGACAUCGACUCCGCCCUCUUUGCCGUCUGCCUCGAGGACUCUGCCCCCGGCUGUGCGCCCAUGACGCCGCUCGGUGGCGCCACCGGUGAUGAGUACGUCGAGCUGUCGGAGGCGAUGUUGUACGGUAACGGCAGGAACAGAUGGUUCGACAAGAGCUUCCAGCUGAUUGUGACGGAGAACGGAAAGUCCGCGGUCAACUUUGAGCACUCGUGGGGAGAUGGCGUGGCCGUGCUCAGGUAUUUCCAGGAGGUGUACAAGGAGAGCAUUGCAACGCCGACACCGGACCCAAGGCCAAAGGAACAGGCUGUGAAACUCGACUUUGACUUUACGGACGAGCUGAGCGCCGAGCUGAAGACCGCGGCGGAGGAAUUCGACGCCUUCAAAAACACGAUUGACAUGAAAGUCCUCCAGACACAGGUGCGCAGUGCUUCACAUAUGCGAUGGAUGUGA